UCAGCUGUCGGCUCGAUUAUUGAUCAAAGUUUUACACUAUUUUAAGCUUAAACAUGUACUCUGUUAGGUUAAAGUCAAUACAGCAAAACAAUUUCGAAGUGUGCCGCUUCUGUUUGCAUACAAAAGCGGAUGAACUGAGCAGUUUCUAUGAAAAAGUCGCCAACGAUGUAUUUGCUAUAAAUAAUACGAUUCGUAGUGUGUUGACAAUGCUUGGAAUUGAGGUUGGACCAAGUGACGCAUUCCCCAAGCUUGUCUGCAUCAAUUGUCGCGAUAUGUUGAUGUCGAUGCAUCACUUCCGGAACAAUGCCCAAAAGUCGAUGAAACUGCUGGAGCAAGCCAUGGCCAUGCAGCAACCGGUCGAUAUAAAAGCUGAAAAUGACUCGGACGAGUACGUGAUAGAUGACAGGGAACCCCUGGAUAAUGUACUGUACGAAGAAUUGAUAUCGGAAGUAGUAAUCGACGAACAGAUAUACGACAACGAAACGAAAGUCGAGGAGAAGGAGGAAAUUGAAGUCGCAACAACUAUGCUUUCGAUGAGCGAAAGCAGCACCGGUCCAAACGAUCCAGAACCAGAAGAAGAAUCCGAGGAAGCUUACCUGAAAAAUGGCUACAUCCCCAUUCAGGAGUGUAAAUUAGAAAUCAUCCCAAAGCAAAAGGCACUGAAGAAACGUAAGCCAGCAACGUAUCACAUUUGUCCGAUAUGUGGUGCUCAAACUACGGCUAUGGCAGUCCAUAUGCGAACCCACUCCAACGAUAGGCCGUACGCGUGCGACAUAUGUGACUUAAAAUUCUACACCAGUGGAAAACUGCGCUGCCACCGCGAUUCCGUGCACAUCGCAGAACGAAAGUUCUCGUGCGAAAUCUGUGGAAAGGCAUUCGUGCUGAAGAAGAACCUCAAAGCCCAUAUGAUGUCUCAUUCGGACAAAAGGGAGCACGUGUGUUCCUAUUGCUCGAAAAGUUUCCUCUUCAGAUGGUCACUGACGGCACAUGAACGGAUCCAUACCGGCGAGCGACCGUACUCUUGUGACUGGCCAGAAUGUGGAAAGAGGUUCGUUACGGUUUCAAACUUGAUUCAGCAUCAGAAAACCGUCAACCACUCGAAGGAAGUAGCGGUGGAGAUUUGCUCGCUUUGUUUAAAGGCUUUCCAGACUCAAGCAGCACUGAAAGCGCACCGGACCAAGACGCAUGGCACGGAUACACAUUAAACCAUUUGCAUUUUAACUAGGAAUCCUAGUUUUGAGCAGCGUGGAAUUUAACAUUUAUUUAAAUGUACAUGUAAACCUAAAAAUCCAAAUUUAGCUGUCUCGGUUCUUUAUGUCUCUGUGUAAUUUUGUUAAAAGUUGUGAACAUUUCCGUGUUUCCAAAAUGUGUCAACACUUAGAUUAUUUUACCGAAAUCUCAACAGCUGCGAUAAACAGUUCGGUAAUUAUUCACAGAUUUCCUGUAAUUUUUCACAGAUAUUCGGUGAAAAAUUACAGGAAAUUUGUGAAAAAUCACCGAACGUUCAGCUGUUGAGAUUUCGGUAAAAUUUCACAGAUUUCGGUGAAAUAAUCUUAGUGUGACGAGGCACCAUCACUGCAGAAAUUAGAAGCAGUUAUCCGAAGCAUACAUUCCACAGAGAUGCUCAAAGGUGACCCCAUACCA
Messenger RNA from Ochlerotatus camptorhynchus, 1644 nucleotides. RefSeq names its product zinc finger protein 1 homolog. The transcript is spliced from 2 exons. The coding region runs from base 54 to 1205 and encodes 383 amino acids. Lineage: Eukaryota; Metazoa; Arthropoda; Insecta; Diptera; Culicidae. The record is from RefSeq and is a predicted model, not a curated record. Gene Ontology annotation, molecular function: zinc ion binding. Gene Ontology annotation, cellular component: nucleus. Gene Ontology annotation, biological process: regulation of gene expression.